UGUCAACACAGCGACAGCGGGCCGUGAGAUCAGCCCAGCGGUGCGGUGACGUUCAGAAACGGGAGCAGAAGAUAAAGCGAGCCGGGGGAGGCGGAGAGACGCAGAGUUGCAGGAGCGGGGAUACCGAUCAGCAGCAGCCGGAGAAUUUCUAUUGAUUUACCCGGACCAGAGCUGAAAGUCGGUGCGGAAUAAAGGGCAAAGAAAAAAAGCUGCGGAUCAGAUUUUCUUCAGAUUCGUCCUGACUUCCGGUACUGUCGACAAAAAUUCGAUUUGACAAGAUGAGACUUCAGGUGAGGUUUAUCACCGGCGAUGGUUUCGAACUUGAUGUCGACCCUUCCAUUCAAGUGUCGACACUCAAGAUGAAAAUCCAGGAAAAGACCAACGUGCCCAUUUCCCAACAGCGUCUGAUGGUGCAAAAUGGCCAAAGCGUGGAGAUGCAGGACGACAGAAGUCUAAGCUACUACAACCUCAACCCCAGCCCCACCGUCAUGUUGCUGGUCAGGAAAGAGGAAUCCAUGCAGAUAUUUCUCCUGAACGACAAGGGGAAAACGACGACGUACGACGUGAUGCCCUCUGAGUCCGUGCAGAAGUUUAAAGAGCGGGUCCAUCGGCAGGAGGGGGUCAGACCCGACCAGCAGCGCCUGGUUUACGAGGGCAAACAGUUGGAGGAUGGGCGAUUGCUCUCCGACUACAACAUCAGACCACUAACCACCAUCUCUCUGCUGCUCCGGCUACGUGGAGGCUGAUUUACUCCUGCAGACGGUUGAGAAAACUGUGAUUAAAAAUAAUUUAUUGGUAUUUUAUUGCAUUCCUAUAUUCUGUCGUGAGCACUUUGUUACAUUAUCCUGUCUAUCUGCUACGUUCCACACUGACAUUCACAAGUUGGACAAAGGACCGAUUUCCGCUCUGUAUUAAUGCUGUACUGAUGGGGUGUCUGUCGGACAAUGACAUAAAUUCCCAUCGACGUUUGUCGCUUAUCACCUUGUUGCCUUCUUAGCCUGGAAAACAUGGGUUGUCAAUUUUGCAGAGGCCAGAUAUUAACAAUAUCAAAGGAACUCUGGCAACCUGCACCUCCUCUUCAGAUCAAUGUAACUCCGAAUGGCUGAUCAUAAUCUGAUGGUCUAUGAUUUCCCACAUAUAAUGGGUUUCACUCAGAGACCCAGAAAUAACUGCUGUGGCAAUUUCAAUUUACAAUGUUUUGAAACAAAUCCCACUAAAAAGAUUGGGUUUGAUGGGGGAUGGGGAGAUGACUUACUGCUUGACCUUAACGACCUCAAGAAUUGUUUGCUUCAGUUCCUGUGUUCUUCCAAUGGAUCUUUAUUUUCAUUUUAGCAUUAAAAUUUAAUGAAAUCAGAUUAGUUGAGGUUCUAAAUGCUUUGCAAUUUUCAUUGUUGAAAUUUCCAAUAUGAUUUGAAAUGAUUUUUUUAAUAAAAGU
Mobula hypostoma (lesser devil ray) is the source of this 1435-nucleotide messenger RNA. RefSeq names its product polyubiquitin-like. Gene Ontology annotation, molecular function: ubiquitin protein ligase binding; protein tag activity; structural constituent of ribosome. Gene Ontology annotation, cellular component: cytosolic small ribosomal subunit; nucleus; cytoplasm. The record is from RefSeq and is a predicted model, not a curated record. Gene Ontology annotation, biological process: protein ubiquitination; modification-dependent protein catabolic process. The transcript has 2 exons. The coding region runs from base 279 to 746 and encodes 155 amino acids. Lineage: Eukaryota; Metazoa; Chordata; Chondrichthyes; Myliobatiformes; Myliobatidae.